CCGGCCUGCUGGUUGUGUUGUUUUUGAGUUGUGCAAAAGUGAACAUGUCUGGAAGAGGAAAGACCGGUGGUAAGGCACGCGCCAAGGCUAAGACUCGCUCUUCUCGAGCUGGUUUGCAGUUUCCCGUUGGCCGUGUUCACAGGCUUCUGAGGAAAGGCAACUACGCUGAGCGUGUUGGUGCCGGUGCUCCCGUGUACUUGGCUGCUGUGCUCGAGUACCUGACUGCUGAAAUUCUUGAGUUAGCCGGCAAUGCUGCCCGCGAUAACAAGAAAACCAGAAUCAUUCCUCGCCAUCUGCAGCUGGCUGUGCGUAACGAUGAGGAGCUCAAUAAACUGUUGGGUGGUGUGACCAUCGCUCAGGGUGGUGUGCUGCCUAAUAUCCAGGCCGUGCUUCUGCCUAAGAAGACUGAGAAACCAGCUAAGAGCAAAUAAACUCCGACGAUACUCUUAUAAACAUCAACGGCUCUUU
Molecule: messenger RNA, 468 nt
Organism: Erpetoichthys calabaricus (reedfish)
Lineage: Eukaryota; Metazoa; Chordata; Cladistia; Polypteriformes; Polypteridae
Product: histone H2A-like
Exons: 1
Coding region: 45-431 (128 amino acids)
Cellular component (GO): nucleosome
Molecular function (GO): protein heterodimerization activity; DNA binding; structural constituent of chromatin
Source: RefSeq, a predicted model, not a curated record